UAAUUAUUUGUCAUCCAUCGCUGCUAAAUCUCUUUUGAUUCUUCUUCUCCGCCUUCACUUCACGCCCAUAACCUAAUAUCUGCUAACCCACUUUUCUCUGUCGCCAAACACACCAUCCAUUCAUCAUGUUCAUCAUGAUUGGGGGAAACCCCAGACCCCUUCUGCUUCUUUCGCUUCUGCUUUUGGUGUUCUUUUCAUCCUCAACCCAAUCUCUUCGAUUCGAACUCCAAUCUGGCCACACCAAAUGCAUAUCCGAAGACAUCAAGAGCAAUUCCAUGACGGUCGGCAAGUACCUUAUCGUCAAUCAAAACGAGGGUCAACCUCUGCCCGAUUCCCACAGAGUCACCGUUCGGGUGACUUCGUCGUACGGGAACAACUAUCACUACGGGGAUCGCGUUCAGACGGGGCAGUUUGCGUUCGCGGCAGCGGAGGCUGGAGAUUACAUGUCUUGUUUUUGGGCUAUAGAUCACAAUCCCCCGAUAACGUUGACUGUGGAUUUUGAUUGGAAAACCGGUGUAGCAGCCAAGGAUUGGUCUAAUGUUGCUAAAAAGGGGCAAAUUGAUGUAAUGGAGCUAGAGCUAAGGAAGUUGCAAGAUUCUGUUGCUUCAAUUCAUGACGAGAUGUUUUACCUUCGUGAAAGAGAAGAAGAAAUGCAGGAACUAAACAGGGCAACCAAUAGCAGAAUGUUCUGGCUGAGUUUGCUUUCGCUCUUUGUCUGUUUAUCAGUAGCAGGGCUGCAACUAUGGCACCUGAAGACCUUCUUCGAGAAAAAGAAACUCAUUUGAAAUUUUGUGAUAGUUUUUACAUUUUUCAUAUGUGAUCUUGUAAAAUAUUCCAGCAUUAAUUUAUCCAGAGGAUACGCAUAACCGUAGUCAGUGUGAUCUAAAAAAUCACAAAUAUGUUCCUUUGUUAAACGCAUAUCAGGCUUAUGGCAAUACGACUUUCAAAGGAAAUUUUGGCGUUCUUCAA
Molecule: messenger RNA, 969 nt
Organism: Vigna radiata var. radiata (mung bean)
Lineage: Eukaryota; Viridiplantae; Streptophyta; Magnoliopsida; Fabales; Fabaceae
Product: transmembrane emp24 domain-containing protein p24delta9
Exons: 4
Coding region: 126-785 (219 amino acids)
Biological process (GO): endoplasmic reticulum to Golgi vesicle-mediated transport; intracellular protein transport; Golgi organization
Cellular component (GO): COPII-coated ER to Golgi transport vesicle; endoplasmic reticulum-Golgi intermediate compartment; Golgi apparatus
Source: RefSeq, a predicted model, not a curated record